GCGAGGACGCGAGAGAGGUAACUUAAGGUAGUUAAGGUAGCCGAGGGGCGGGGCCGCGGCUCACCCGUCACUAUCCCACAAUUCUUCGCGUAGUCGCCGUUGUCCCCGCUCAAGAUGGCGCACCUGGUGUCGUGUACCCCGGCCGUUGCCGCCGCCUUUCAAAGGCAGCGGCUCUCGGCCGCCCUGCUGCGGCCCCUGGGCUCCGUCCUCAGCCCCGGCUUCGGCGUGACCCGACCGCGGAGGGCUGGCGGCUCGGGGAGCCGCCGAGCCUAUCAGAUUUCAGAUACAUUCAGACAAGCCUCAUGGAAGCAUUUUGGGACACACCAUUCAAGACAGUUAUUUGAGAUUACAAAGGCUUGCCAGACGUGGCCAUUGGUAGAAAAGAGAACAUGUUGGCACGGUCAUGCAGGAGGAGGACUUCACACAGACCCGAAGGAAGGGCUAAAAGAUGUAGAUACCCAAAAAAUCCUAAAAGUAAUGCUUUCGUAUGUAUGGCCAAAGGACAGACCUGAUCUGCGAGUUCGAGUUGCCAUUUCUCUGGGCUUAUUAGGAAGUGCAAAGGCCAUGAAUAUAGUAGUUCCCUUCAUGUUUAAAUAUGCAGUCGACAACCUCAACCAGAUGUCAGGAGACAUGUUAAACUUGAGUGAUGCACCAAAUACAGUUGCAACCAUGGCAACAGCAGUUCUGAUUGGCUAUGGUGUGUCAAGAGCCGGAGCUGCCCUUUUUAAUGAAGUUCGAAAUGCAGUAUUUGGUAAAGUGGCCCAAAAUUCCAUAAGAAGAAUAGCCAGGAAUGUCUUUCUCCACCUUCACAACUUGGAUCUGGGCUUCCACCUGAGCAGACAGACAGGAGCUCUGUCAAAGGCUAUUGACAGAGGAACAAGGGGUAUCAGUUUUGUCCUGAGUGCUUUAGUAUUUAAUCUUCUUCCCAUCAUGUUUGAAGUGACCCUUGUCAGUGGGAUUUUGUAUUACAAAUGUGGUGCCCAGUUUGCACUUGUCACCUUGGGAACACUGAGUGCAUACACAGCUUACACAAUUGCAGUCACACGGUGGAGAACUAAAUUUAGAAUAGAAAUGAACAAGGCAGAUAAUGAUGCAGGUAAUGCUGCCAUAGACUCGCUGCUGAACUAUGAAACUGUGAAGUAUUUUAAUAAUGAAAAAUAUGAAGCACAGAGAUAUGAUGGAUUCUUGAAGUCUUAUGAGACAGCCUCACUGAAGAGCACUUCUACCCUGGCUAUGCUUAACUUUGGACAAAAUGCUAUUUUCAGUGUUGGCCUAACAACAAUAAUGGUUCUUGCCAGUCAUGGAAUUAUGGCAGGGUCCUUUACUGUUGGAGAUCUUGUAAUGGUGAAUGGGCUGCUUUUUCAGCUUUCACUGCCUCUGAACUUUCUGGGAACUGUAUACCGAGAGACUAGACAAGCACUCAUCGAUAUGAACACUCUGUUUACACUACUCAAGGUAGACACACAAAUUAAAGACAAAGAGAUGGCACUUCCCCUUCAGAUUACACCACAGACAGCUUCGGUGGCUUUUGAUAAUGUACAUUUUGAAUACCUUGCGGGUCAGAAAGUCCUGAAUGGAGUAUCAUUUGAAGUCCCUGCAGGAAAGAAAGUGGCCAUUGUAGGAGGUAGUGGGUCAGGGAAAAGCACAAUAGUGAGAUUACUAUUUCGCUUUUUUGAACCCCAGAAUGGUAACAUUUAUAUUGCUGGUCAGAAUAUACAAGAUGUCAGCCUGGAGAGCCUAAGGAAAUCUGUAGGAGUGGUGCCUCAGGAUGCUGUUCUCUUCCAUAACACCAUCUAUUACAAUCUCUUGUAUGGAAACAUGAAUGCUUCAGCUGAGGAGGUUUAUGCAGUGGCAAAAUUGGCUGGAAUCCACGAUGCUAUUCUUCGGAUGCCUCAUGGAUAUAACACACAAGUUGGGGAACGAGGGCUCAAGCUUUCUGGAGGAGAAAAGCAGCGGGUAGCAAUCGCCAGAGCCAUUUUGAAGAACCCCCCUGUCAUUCUCUAUGAUGAGGCUACGUCAUCAUUAGACUCAAUUACUGAAGAGAAUAUCCUUAGUGCCAUGAGGGACAUAGUGAAACACAGAACAUCUAUUUUCAUUGCACACAGAUUAUCAACAGUGAUUGAUGCAGAUGAAAUCAUUGUCCUGGAUCAGGGUAAAAUAGCUGAGCGGGGAACCCACAGUAGUCUCCUCGCCAGCCCUGGGAGCAUCUAUUCAGAAAUGUGGCAUGCCCAAAGCAGCCGUAUGUCAAAUAUUAACAAUCCCAGGUGGGAAGCAAGGAAACAGCAGAUAUCCAAAGAGGAGGAGAGGAAGAAACUCCAAGAAGAAAUUAUCAACAGUGUUAAAGGCUGUGGAAACUGUUCCUGCUAAAUUCCGCAAGGCAUUUUAAUUGUUUCUUUAAAAAACAAACAAGAAAACUUCAAGUGACACAUUUGCACUGAAGCAGAAUUCCUGAUUUAUUUAACAACAAAAGCAGAAAAUCUUACAUUUCCCUCUUGUAAAAUUCUUCUCUGAGGUAUCAGUUCUUUGGCCAAAGGAUUUUCUUUCUCAAUCUUUCUCAGUCUGUCUUUGUAUUCUUCUUCCUUUCUCUGUACCCUCCCCCCCCAAAAAAAAAGCCAUCCCACUUUUUUUUUUCUAGUAUCCUUUUAUUCCAACAUUUACCAUUGGAAGGUAAAACACCACCAGCCACUCCUAGUGUUUUUCACUUGUUUGGAUGGUCAUACUAGAACUGGGCUAAACCUGAUUUACUGUUCUCUACAUUCUGACUUCCCCCACCAUGAUUGAUUUGUUAAAGUGUUAAUCUGCAUACCCAGCUAAAUCACAUGGGUUUACACAUUACUAUAAAAUAUUUAAAGUUUCUUGACGCUGACAAUUUGGUUGAAAAGAGUUUCGAUCCUUAAAGAAAAAGAGAGAAAAAAGAAAAAAAUGUCUCAUAGUUGCCUGCCUUCUUGAAAUAUAUUGCAUUGAUCUGAAAACUAAUUAAUAAGCACAUUCAAAGCCACAGAUUUCCAGGCCUGCUUUAUAGGUCAUCUGUGCUAGUCGAUAAAACACCUACCUACCUUAUGUUGUUUCAAGUAUUUUGGUGGAGAAAUUCCCUUGAACCAAUGUUGGCAAGGAGGAUGUUCCACUGAGGCCCUAGGCUGAAAUGUAUAGUUUUGGCAGGUGGGCAGGUGAUUCUUAGAGCUUUCAGCAGAAUCUGAAAACAACUGUUCAGAUUUAAGGAAACUUAAACUUUUUCUUUCUCUCAAUGUUCUUUUCUUUUACCAUCUGAAAUUAUGCAGGGGGAAGAUGGGGUUUUUGAGUCAAGCAGCUUCCAUUUAAAAAUCAUUAAGGACUAUUAGGAACCCAGGGAGGAUUAGUCCUACUCUCUAGGUGAGGAACAAAGGUCAUUAAUCUCAGCUGACACUUCAGGUUCUAGGUAAGGUCUUCCCUUUGGCUCAGCAAUUAAAUGUGUUCACACUUUGCUUUCUAGCGGGGAGGCGCCCCAACAGGUAAUCAAGUUUUACCUUCUAGAAACAAUUAGCAAAACACUUCGAUACCUAUGUCAGUUGAUAACUGGACUAUCUUUUCUAUUGUGCACUUCUUUUAUUCUCAUGGAUGGUCAUUAUUCGUUUUAUAAAACUUUUUGAUCUCCUAUAGUGUGGAAGAAUUCACACAGAGUUGUAUAUAAUAAGAUUUUUUUUCUCAGAAAAAAAAUCAGACUAUUUUAAUUGUUAUUAUUUUUAAGGUUUUAAUGUGCAUUGUGUAAGAGGAAAUAUGGGAGUUCGUAUGGAUUUAUUUAUGUGUAUUGAAUCAGUAGAUAGGUACCUGGGUCUUACCUAAAUCAGGUAUUCAAUUUUAUUAUGUCAGAGCAAAUCUAGGGAGAUGAGUAACUGGAAGCCAGUACUUUAAGGGGUAGUCUUUGACACCAGAAAUAUGUGAAGCAAGAACCUGCUCUUAAGGUUGGCAUUAAGAAAAAAGUGCUUAAUCAACUGUAAAAUGUUAUUCAAACAUUACAUCCUCUACAGCCAUAGGCAUUACUGAUAUCCUGAGAAAUAAAAUCACUGUUUCUUUUCUUUUCUUUUUUUUUUUCAAACAAAUCAGUCACAUUGCUGGAAAUGUGGUAAGUGGUUCCAUGUCACUUGUUCUCCUUUGGCCCUCCCUUCUGGGUAUUUUCUUUAGCUCAGAGGAAAGGGAAGCAACAUGUACAGUGCCCUGACUUGGAAGUCAGAGGACCCGAAUUCAGAUCUUUCCUCUGAGUGUUAACCACCGCAUGUGACCUUUGGCAAAUGACUUUCUCUCCCUGGACCUCAGUUUUCUCAUCUGUAAAAUCAAAAUUUGAGACUAGAUGCUAGUCUCUGAGAUCCCUUCUAGCUCUGAGACUAUGAUCCUAUAAAGAUAAAGCUCAGUUAAAUAAUCAAGAAGGUAGGAAUGAAGUAGCCUUUCUUAAAUACACACAUAUAUGUUUGGAGUAAGAUCUUUCAGUAUACAAAUGGGACACUUGGUUUGAAUAUUGCAAGUAGGUGAUGGUUUGUUCCCCAGAGGUUAUCUAAAGCUUGUCUAGAUGUGAUCCUAGAUCAUUAGUCAGGUUGCUGGGCAUUUUCAUUGGAUAAUUAGGCAGUAUUUUCAGUACGUGGCCUGAAAAAUGCAGUUGUCCUCGGGUCAGAACUAUGACUUGGAAGAAAAUGUCUUUUCUCACAGAAUAGCCAGAAUUUUAAAAGACUUCUGGUACAAUCGAGAGAAACCUCUUCUUUUUGCAGAUGUAUCACAAUGGCCACAUUGGAUUUUUAGAAUUUUUAAGGUGUAAGGGCCCUUAAAGGUCUACUGAAGCCAACCCCUUAAUUAUUUUCCUGAUGAGAACAUUCAGGUCCCUCAAAAUGAAGCAAGCCUGGUGCAGUGGAUAGAGUACUGGCCCUGGAGUCAGGAGCACCUGAGUUCAAAUGUGGCCUCAGACACUUAUUAGCUGUGUGACCGUGGGCAAGUCACUUAACCCUAUGACUGGCAUCGUGUCUCUUACUCCCCUUACCCUGCCAAGUGAGCUGCCCAGUUUCACAGUCAGUCAGUGGCAGAGCAAUGACUUGGAUCCAGGGCUCUCAGUUCCUAGUGCAGUCUUCUUUCCAUUCUGCCACCCUUGUUGUCCCCGUGGGGAAUGGGCAAGGACAGUGACAGAGAGGCCAUCCUCCAACCCAGCUGGUAAUUAUCAUAGUUCAGUAUGAUGACAUAAAAGCUCUUCCCAAGGUAAAGUGAAAGAAGAGGUUCUUUGAAUCAUGUAAUUAGAGUAAAUGCCAAAGGAAAGGGCACUUGGUCCAUAGUGAAGUAAUUUUACAUUAUAAUAUAUAAGCAAGCAAAAGGGAGGUUGUCUCUAAGUCGGAGCUGCAGACAAAAAUGCUUUUUAUAAAAAGUAUUUUCUCUGAAUAUGCUGCAGCCUUGAAAUCUGGAUUUUGAACAGAGGAUGUUUCACUUGGGAUUACCUCCAAUAUACCCCAGGCCAAUCCCCUUCCAUCCCUGGGAGCCCUAAGUUUGUAACUGGACUGACCCUGAAAGAGUUCUGCAUUGUAAGGCGUGGUCUGGACACCUUCUUGAUAAUGGGUGAGUCAAUGAGCUCAUUUGGAAAAACGUGAAUGGCUCAAAUGUAAGAGUCACCUGUGAAAACCAGAUCAGAGUGCUAGAAUUGCACAAACCUGCCUUGGCAUCUGCAACCCAAAGACAUGAACUUAAAAUGUGCAUCCUCUUUUCCUCUGGAGGAAUUCACACUUUUUUCUAUACCUUCAGAUAAAGUUUUUGUUUUUUCUUUCUCUCUAGCUGUUGACAGAACCCAAUUUUUGAAGAUGGUCAUCCUCAAAGUACAGCAUGCUUUAAAAGGCAAGGGUAUCCAAAGGUCCUACAGUUCCUGUAUUUUGGGGACAACUUGUCCAAACUUUGCCCAUCUCAUUGCCAGCUUUCACAUGUUUUUCUCCCUGCUUUCCUGAUUGUUCAAUGUAUCACUGAGCAGCAAUUUUUGCAACACUUGUUUCUUAAUUGUGUUUGUUUCACAUCUUUUAUCUCAGGACUAUGUAUUAUGAAUUCAUAAUUGUAAGCUCUUUCCUGUUCCAGUAUGGAGAAUUGAAUGUAAACUGUACAGUAAACAACAGUAUUAAAAGCCAAAGAAGCUGGCUAAAACUGGUUGGUUUAAAAAAAAAAACCUAGGGAAGCCGUUUAUUACAGUUUUCUUGUUUAUGGUAAUCUGUGUAGAUGAUCAUUACUAAAUAAAUGACAACUCUUUCUGCA
Phascolarctos cinereus (koala) is the source of this 6243-nucleotide messenger RNA. It is a transcript of the gene ABCB7, whose product is annotated as ATP binding cassette subfamily B member 7. Gene Ontology annotation, molecular function: ATP binding; ABC-type transporter activity; ATP hydrolysis activity. Lineage: Eukaryota; Metazoa; Chordata; Mammalia; Diprotodontia; Phascolarctidae. Gene Ontology annotation, cellular component: mitochondrial inner membrane. The record is from RefSeq and is a predicted model, not a curated record. Gene Ontology annotation, biological process: intracellular iron ion homeostasis; transmembrane transport.